CAAAACACGAAGAGGGUUUGGCGGUUGGCGACUAGGCAUUGGGCAAGAGACGAAGCCCGGAGAGCGAGCGACCUCGACGCGGUCGUACGCGGCGCAGAAGGCAGAAUUCCAUUGAAGGACAAUGCGGAGCCAACGGGAGAGAUUUCCCGUCUCCCUCGUCACCUGCUUCCUCCUCCUACCCCUCGCAGUCUUCUUCCACCGCAUCGCUGCUAGCGACUCCGACGCCCAUAUCAAUUGCAGCAGGAGAUGCGUAGCGGAGAACUGCAACACCAUUGGCAUUCGAUAUGGGAAGUUCUGUGGCGUGGGUUGGACCGGUUGCCCUGGGGAGAAACCCUGCGAUGAACUCGAUGCUUGUUGCAAAGCCCACGAUGAGUGUGUUGAGAAAAAAGGUUGGCGUUUUUGCUUUCUCACAUCUCGCUGUUUUUUCUUUUAUCUUAGUAUAAUAGACCUAGAAAUUGAACUCUUUUGUAUUCCACCUGAAUAAUGUAGGAUUGAUUAAGCUUUUUUAAAAUAAUUUUUACGAAUGAAAAAGGGAGGAAAAAGUAUGUAAUGCGUUGAUAUCUUUACCUAUAGAUUGAUGAAGUUUCUAGCUUUAUAGAUAUUCCUCUUUUUUUUAUAUAGAAAAAAGGAGGAAAAAUACAUUAAACAUUGGUAUCUUUACCUGUAGAUUGAGGGAAUUUAUAAGGUCUCUUGUGAAACUCUAAUAGACUAAUACAAAUAAGAUAAAAUAAAUGUAACAACAGAUUAAUGUCAUCUCAGACAAUUAUACUAUAACUGCCGUGCCUCUGUUUGGUGAGCUGAUAGCCAAUAUGGAUAUUUGCUUGAUCAUGGAUAAAACUUAUGCUUCUAGAUCUUUAGAAGAAUAGGAUAAAUUGAUUAUAUCAUGGUUGGGAAAAACCUAUGCCGAGUGAGGUGAUCGUAUCGCACAUAGUGCAGAUGCUGAAUGCAAUCACUUAUGUUGAUGCUUAUGUGAAUGAUGUUAAGAAAAUCAAUUUUUAAAAUGUAGCUUGAACAAUUGUUAAUAAUUUCUUCAAAACCAAAGGUUGAUAAAUAUACAAGUUCCACCUACCAAAUAAU
Molecule: messenger RNA, 1077 nt
Organism: Zingiber officinale
Lineage: Eukaryota; Viridiplantae; Streptophyta; Magnoliopsida; Zingiberales; Zingiberaceae
Product: probable phospholipase A2 homolog 2
Exons: 3
Coding region: 122-484 (120 amino acids)
Biological process (GO): arachidonate secretion; lipid catabolic process; pollen germination
Molecular function (GO): A2-type glycerophospholipase activity; calcium ion binding
Source: RefSeq, a predicted model, not a curated record